AUGUAAAAAACAUUUGCUAUGGAUGUUAGAAAUAUUGGAGGUCUAAGAGCAACAGCUGAUCAUCUUUAUAAACAUUAAAUUGCUGUAUAAAAUGCAAAACCAUCUAUAAAUAUAAAACCACCAAAACCUGUAUGAUUAUAUAUAAUAAAAGCCUGUAGAUCAAAAAUAGCGCCAAGAAUGUAAAUAAAAUGCUGAUGAUGAUUUUAAUAAUGUACUUAAAACAUUUAAAGCUGUUGUUUAAACUAAAAAAAUGUAUGAUUAAACAAUUUAUAGUAGUUUAGAAUUGAUAACAAUCAGCCUUUCAUGAAAAAAAGAACUCCAAAUAAUAAGAAUAAAAAAGAAAAAUUUGAAUAAUAUGAGCAUGAAAUGAAUAUAAAAGCAUAAAAAAGAAGAAUAGGAAGUGCUGGAUCAAUGUAAGAAAGAAAAAAGAAUUAAUUUGAUCCUGUAGCUCAUCCUCCUGUAUUUUUUAGAAGAGAAGGUUAAAAUUUAUCAAAUUGUCGACUUGAUAAUUUAAUGCAAUAUAUUGUAAUUGAAUUUUUUAAUAUAAAUAGUCAAAAGAACAAUAAUAAUCAGGUGAAAAAAUUAAUUUAAGUGCAUCUAUAAAAAGAUGGUAGAGAUCUAAAUCUUCAAAUAAAAAAUCAUAAAUAAAAAUAUAAUAAUUUGUAGAAGAAACAGAGAAAAAAGAUGGAGAAUUUGUUUAUGAUUUACCUAAAUUAAAAGGAUAAGAGAAAAAAGAUUAUUAUGAAUUAAAAAAAGAAUUAAUUAGUAAAAUAAAAUAUAAUUUAUUAAGUGAUAAUAUUCAAACAUAGAAUUUACAAAAGUGAUGAUUUAGAAGCUUUAUUUGGUAGACUAUUAAUACAUAAUCCAUCAUUACAUAUGGUAUGGAUUGAAGAUAUUUUCAAUGAAAUUAGAGAAGAAUUUCUAGAUUUCGAAUGA
Molecule: messenger RNA, 936 nt
Organism: Paramecium primaurelia
Lineage: Eukaryota; Ciliophora; Oligohymenophorea; Peniculida; Parameciidae
Source: the annotation of a GenBank genome assembly